This is a messenger RNA of Venturia canescens, 1449 nucleotides long. RefSeq names its product Prenyl-binding protein (gene PrBP). Gene Ontology annotation, cellular component: cytoplasm. Gene Ontology annotation, biological process: sensory perception of light stimulus. The record is from RefSeq and is a predicted model, not a curated record. Lineage: Eukaryota; Metazoa; Arthropoda; Insecta; Hymenoptera; Ichneumonidae. The transcript has 5 exons. The coding region runs from base 408 to 851 and encodes 147 amino acids.
CCAGCUCACGUGGGGGAUAUAAUAUAAAAAGAGGGAGAAAAAAUGUAAACAUAAACAUUGACAUGUAGCCGUUCGCUUGGGAGAUAUAUGGAACAAGGAAUGUGAUUCACAGUCUCGAGAAGCUCACACCAACCUCAAAAAAAAACGACUUUUGGCCGGAGCCAGGCUAGCCUCACGGCCCUCUACGUGACGCUAGCCAAAUUGGAAGAAGAAUAAUGUAUUAUGCCUUACGCCCAUUGGUCAGCACCACGGAAAAACAACCCAGCGGCUAGGGGGGAUCGACUACUCUGCCCUCUAUCCUCUAUCGAGGCCCCUCCAACCUCCGCCAAAGAGAAUAAGAAGACUUUUAUCGCUACGCUCGCUACGAUAAUCGCGCUUAUAUUUUAUUUUUUUUACAUAUAUUUAAUAUGCCGUCACGAAGCGAAGACAUUCUCAAAGGCUUUCAGGUUAAUUGGAUGAAUUUGAGGGAUGCGGAUAGUGGGAAAAUAUUAUGGCAAGGCAACGAAGAUCUGUCCGUUCCUGAAGUUGAACACGAGGCAAGAGUUCCCAAGGGGAUUUUACGCUGUCGAGCCGUUUCGAGGGAAAUUAACUUUAGUUCGGCUGAACCGUUGGAACGAUUUAGACUGGAACAAAAAGUCCUAUUCAAAGGACAUUGUUUAGAAGAAUGGUUUUUCGAAUUUGGCUUCGUCAUUCCAAAUAGCACAAACACAUGGCAAAGUACCAUCGAAGCUGCACCUGAAAGUUCAAUGAUGCCAGCCAAUGUACUCAAUGGCAAUGUCGUGAUCGAAACAAAAUUCUUCGACGACGAUUUGCUCGUCUCGACGAGUCGAGUCCGUCUUUUUUACGUUUAGUCAAUCGGUCCAAAAUGCUCUCCGGGGACCAAAAACCGAACCAAUUGAUGAACUUAACUCUCUGCAUAUGAAGAAUUACAAGUUUGCGAACAACAGACAACAUACCUCCAGAUAAGAACGAGAAUCGUAUCAGCAAACAGUCUGCGAAGCAAAAGUUGUUUUUCAACAAUGUGGUGUAUCGAGUUUAUGUUUAUUUACAAAAUUGUGCACUCACACUAUCACCGCAAUGAUCUCAGUUCGUUAUCCACAAGUUUUCCGUAAUCACGAUCGUUUGAGUGAGUUUUUACAUAUUCCAGUCACAUUCUAUCGCUGCAUUGUUCAUUGGAAUUUUGUUGAAUAGUAAGAAAAAAAAAAUUUCUUAAGGCCUACAAAAUUUCACGCUCUUUGUGGCAAAACUAUAGCACCGAGACACGCAAUCGUCCGAUAAAUGUUUUAUAUAUAUUGUACAUAAUUUGUAGAUUUCUAACCAUAAAUUAUCCAAUAAACACAUGUUUUUUUGUGUUAUUAGAUGUUAAUUGCAGUAAUGGAAAUAGAAAUCGAUUUAUUUACCAGUUGUAUUAUAAAUUAUUAAAAAUAAAGAACAAAUGUUGUGAAUUAA